Messenger RNA from Porites evermanni, 13934 nucleotides. The record is from the annotation of a GenBank genome assembly. Lineage: Eukaryota; Metazoa; Cnidaria; Anthozoa; Scleractinia; Poritidae.
AUGUACAUUGUAUGUCAACCUAGGACAAGAAGAGAUCUUCUAACAAAACUGGAAAAGUUUGGUGGCUAUCAGAAGCGAUACCAAGCGAUCACAGUGCAAGAAGCUGAAAACUUCCCGCUACUAGUUCAUCAAAAGUCUACCGUGUCUACGACAAAUGACAAGAUGGGCAGCCAGCUCUUCCGCAACAAGAGAAAAACCAGCACUUAUCCACAAACAAAUUACACAAGAACGGUAAAGCGAGGCUCGCUCGACCGAGACAACAACCUGUACUACCUGUGCACUGAGCGGUCAGCGGUUACCACACUGUCUGCAGAUUAUUUCCCGCGUCAUCUGAACGAAGUUAUUUGCGAUAAGACGGACAACCUUUGUCUUAACGGCAACCAAGGUGAAUGCGUUCAGGAGAGUUUUGAUGUCAAAGUGUUGAAGAAGACCGGGCAAUGCGGUGCUGAUGGUAAAGAGAAAUGGGAUCUAGUGAGUCAGAAGGUCCGAUCCUCUUGUACUUGUCGCGCGUUUCUCAAGACAGUGACAUGAAACAAACAAACGAACAGAAAUAAUGUAAAUCUAAUUUAUCUAUGUUAUUUACUGUCAUAAAGCAUUGAAUUAUAUAUUGAAUUUAUAUCGAGACAAUUUAAAAUAAGAACUAAUUAUAGAUUCCAUUUGGCCGGUAACUGAACUAACUGUAACUAUUCUUUGGAUAACAUUUAAGAUUGAUACACGUGGAGGUUGCACUGAUCUAGUUUGAUAAAAAGGUGCCGCGCCCCAUCCAGGUCCAGUUAGGACUCCUUUUGGAGACAAAGAAGGUGUGAGGGAGGAUGUAGUACUGAAACUUUUGUGAGUAAAAUUUUCCAAGAAGGAAAGAUUAAGUCAAAGUUGCAAAUAUUCACUGAUAUUCCAACAGUUCUUUUAUGACAGACAAAGCACAACCGAAUUGAAUACUUGCUAACAAAUGGCACCAUUUUAAGUAGUUUUAUGUAUAAGUUACAGCGAUUAAUGAGAACAUUAAUGUGGCGAUUGAUAAUUCUCGUACCAUUUUAAAAGUCUAUAUUUAACUCCUUCAAAUCUCCUGUUCCUCCUCCUCCACUCAAAGGGUUCUCAACGAUAUCUAGGUACGUUCCAAGCCGUAACGAGACAUUACCUCUGCUGGUGCCUUAUAAAGCGAUGGCCAGAAAAUAUAUAUUUGACAUAGCAUAUGUCAAAUAUACUAAUGAUCUAUAAUUUAUGCUGUUUAAUAUUUAUUUGACCUAUUUAUUUAAUAUUUACUUGUUUAUUUGUUAACUUCAUAUUUAUUUAUUUAUUGACUAUUAUAUUUCUAGUCAUUUUAGAAAAAUACCGCUAUUUGUAUCCAGAAACAUAGGAUUUGACACGGAAUUGCAAAAACUCUAAAAUAUAGUUUCGAUGUCAAGGCAGAGAAUUAGCGACAAAGAAUGGUGGUUUGGCUAAUUUAUCACCAAUCUGAAUGCCAGGAAAUGUAAAGUUUUUCCUUCCUGGUUAAACACUGAAAGACGGAGGAAAAUGCAACGUAUAAAUCCAGCUUGUAUUCUAUUAAGUAAUCACUGCACUGAGUAAUAGUUAACAUCCAUUGGAUGAUAAUGAAUUAUUAAAUAAAGUGGAUUCACAAAACAAAAAGUGUUUCUUAAUGGGGGAUCUUUAUCAUUGAUCUUCAUAAAUCCGAAGAAAACCAAAAUGUUAAUAAUAAUAAUAAUGGAAACUUUAUUUGUGUUUUUGAAUGUACAAUUGUAAAUCUCGCUACGUAUAGGCAAUUUACAAAUGCUGCUUGAGAUUGGAUUAUUAACAAGAAAAAAAACAAACAAACAAAAACAAACAAGCAAAACAAAACAAAAGCAAAAUAUAUAUAUAUAUAUAUAUAUAUAUAUAUAUAUAUAUAUAUCAAAAAUGCAUUAAGUCUGGGCUAUCCCAGUUCCUAUUUCUACAGCAAAAGAUGUAAUAUGUUGCUCUAAUGGCUAUAUUUAUCAUUUUCUUGAUUAUAUAACAUUGCUGCUUUUUGUUAAUGCCAAUGUCAUUCAUCAUGUCUAAGAACGUGGAGCAUUCAUCGGAGAAAACGCCAAGAGAUUUACAAAUCUCACACAUCUAUAAUUUCUACUCAUUUCGUUGACCAAGUUCAGAUAUUUUUCUUUAAUAACAGUGGCAAUGAAUAAUAAUAAUAAUAAUAAUAAUAAUAAUAAUAAUGAUAAUAAUAAUAAUAAUGAUCAUGAUGAUCAUGAUGAUAAUAAGUCUUUAUUUAUCGGAUAAAAAGACAUUCCAGAUGUUCCAUAGAAAUGUUAAGUAGUAGCAAGUGCAAAGUACAGUUGCAUCCAAGUAAGAAAAAUUAAAAAUUCUAAAAUCUAAUAUUUGAAGUUAAAAAAAUUCUAAAAUCUAAUAUCUAAAAAUUCAUCUGUUAAUCAUAAAUCAAAUGUUCUCAUCUUCUUUUUUCGCAUUAAUAUCACACGGCCAACUACUAGAAUAUCAAAAUCAAGUGCAACUCUCAUAGAUAAUAUUAUGUAAACUAUACUCAGCCUCUGGAUCUUUCUAAUCACUUACCAGUGUUCCAAAUGACAGAACAGCAUAACUAACAAAAGUAAGCCAAGAACAAGAUCAGGGACGGCGGGGCGCAAUUUCAACUGGGGGGGGGGGGGGGGUGGGGGGGGGUUGAAACCUCCCCCUGGGGAAAAGGAUUUGUUGGGGGGGGGGUUGGGGGGGUCCCCCCCCCGGGAAAUGUUUAAAUAUGAGGCGCUGGGAAGGGGUGUUUUAACAACCUUAAGUAAUACAUUGUUUCUCAGUAAAAAACAAACUUGGAAAAAAGGAAAAAAACAUGGGGGGGGGGGGGGGGGGUUGGUGUGGCUUGAACACUCGCCCUGGAGACAAGAGUUUGUUGGGUGGAGGUUUGAGGGCAUCCUCCCGCCAGGACAUUUUGAAAUCUAGAGGCUCGGAAAUGGUACUUUCAACAUUCUCAAUGAGAUCAGUGUUUCUCUGGAAAAACUCAACCUGGAUAAAGUGUAAAAUGACAGGUACUUCUAGUGCUUACAGCAUGUACCUUAUAAUUAAACUAUACUUAAACAAAAAUAUUUUUUCUCUAGAAAAGUGGGGGGGGGGGGGCAGUUCCGCCAGAAAAUGAGGUUGAAAAUGCAAUAAGUACAUUAGAAGAAAAUAUAUCCUGUGGGUAUGAUGGAAUAUCACCAAAAAUCUUACGGAAAAUAUCCUAUCACAUAGUUAAGCCUUUAACUUAUAUUUUCAAUCAAUCGUUUCUUAAUGGUUCAAUACCAGCACUAAUUACUUCAACAUUUAAAGCAAAUAAUAAGGAACAAAUAAUUGUCUACUGAAUUUUAGUCCUUCCAUGCGUUAAUAAAACAUUAGAGAAGCCUAUGUGGAAGAAAUUAGUGAAGUACCUUGAUAGGCACCAAGCAAAUACUGUAGUCUUCCAUAGUCAAUGAAUUAUAUAGCUUUAGAAGCAUUCGACUGGGCAAUUUUAGCAACAUUGGAGUUUGUAACUCAUAUUUUACAAACCACAGAUAGCAAAAAAUUCACUAUAGGGUUUUUUGGGAUAUUGAGAAAGCGUUUGACAGGGUUAAUUAUGAAAUACUAUUACUGGAACAGCUCGAUUGUUAUGGAAUAAGAAGACUAACCUUAGAUUGGUCUAAAAACUAAGCAACAGAAAGCAAAUUUUUAACAUCAAGACAAUUUCUUCAGAUAGCUUGACAGUUCUUGUGGGGGCUCAGCCAUGUCAUGGAAGCCCAUGGAAUUUUUGCAAUGAAUUUGAAAUAAAUUGUCAGAUUUGUCUUGUUUAAGUGGAAAAAAUGAUACUCAACAAUGACAAAUCCCCCAUCCCCGAUCAGACACCUUUGUUGGCAAAUGUCCCACCGUAGACACACGCAAAUAACCAACAAAUGGGUGGAGGCGGUAACGGUGCGGAGUGGAGAGAGGGGCAUGGGGUUGGUGGGUACCCUGAUUGUAUCACCCCGACCGUAUCAACCUCGCAUAGUACUUGCAUGUGUGGGCUCCUCAAGCUGUUAAUCUUAUCCUUGACAUCGAAAGAAUACAGCGGUGCACAACAAAUUCAUUCUGUCUAUGCUGUAUCGGUCUCACGUUAAUUAUAAGCAGAGACUUUUGAACAUUGGGUUACUACCAUUAUGUCAUUGGCACAAAUUUUUAGAUUUGGUGUAGGUACUCAAGUGUUAAGAUUUUUCUAGAUCCUUUUAUUUCAGUCAUGAAUUCCGCUAGACCCAGGCGUACUGUCUUCUCCAAGGGUACGCUGUUGAAUACGAUUAAGGCCAACACCGUCACCUUUGAGAACAGUUUCUACUGUAGAGCCCCAAGAAUCUGGAAUACUUUAUCAGCCCACCUCCGGAACACUGACUGUUCACUAGCGCACUUCAAGAAUAAUCUUUUUAUAUAAUUACUACUUUAUCUCACUAAGUCUGUUUAUGAUGUCGACACCCCCCAGACCUUUAAGAGUGUGUGUAUUAAGUGCCACACUAGUCCGCCAUUGAACAGCUUGCUCGAUCGUAUGUCUUGUCAAUUUUUUAUAGAUGUCCUCCCCUAUUCUGUUUUUGCAUUUCCCUUUCUUUUUUGUCGUUUGUAAAGUAUUGUCAUUCUUGUUAGUUGUAUUACUAAUUUUCUUUUUCUUUUUUCUCUGGACCUCGUAGUGGAGCUUGCUCUGUGAGUGAUUCAGGCAUUUUGGCGAAGUUUAUAAAUAAACCACCUCUGCAGUUUGGCCUAACAAUCGAGUAGGGACCCGGACCCCCUACCCUAGAUCCGCCACUGCUACAAACACUUUAAGUUUGCUAAAUCAAGUCCCUGCAGUAAUAAUGUUCAUACUUGUUCUUUAUUCAAAGUGCCUCGUAAUUGUAGAACGAUUACGUCGAAAAAAGUGAUAACAUAACAUAACAUAACAACUUUAUUUAAGUGUCGAUGUCUUUAGUUUAUAAAAGCUAAUUGGGGACACUAAAACAAUGGGGAAAAAAUAUAAAAUUAGUUUAUACAAGGCAUCAUAAGGUGAAUUUAUAAUUCUCUAAAAUCUAGUAAAAUUUAUAAAAGGUAAAAAUUUUAAUAAUUAAAAGAUUAUGGAGUUAUCCCCACUAAAAUAUACAGAAAAAUGCUUAAAAUAUUUUUAAAAAUUCUCAAGUACUACAAAUAAGACAGGAGCCACAAUUUUCACUUAUAAGAUCCACAAGGUUAAUACGCCGUAUGCUGGACUUGAAGGAUUGUAAAGCAGGUUUAUCCUUGAUUUUGCUGUCCAAUCUAGACCAUAUGUAUGAACCAAAGUACCUUAUUGCAUGUUUCCCGUAACGUACACUAUUAAAUCUGGGUAAACGAAAAUCCAUAUUUCUUAAGUGAUAUUUGGAUGACUUAACACUAAAAAUGUCAACGACAUUGCUAGGAACCAAACCAUAUUUAACCGUAUACAUUAAGGUAGCAAGAUCUUGUAAACGCCGAUUUUAUAGGCUAGGUAGAUUGGCACGGUUAAGAAGAUUAGAGUACUCUACUGAAUGUCUGUUAUACACGAUCCUAAGGGCCCGCUCUUGCACUCUUUCAACUUUUCUGGCGUCGGAGGCUUUACAGAAAUGCCAUAUAAGAUGACAAUAUGUUAAAUGUGGCAAUAUCGAGGUUUUAUAUAAAAGCAAUUUUGUUUCCGUAGGGAUCAGAUUUCUUAAUCUUGAAAGGACGCCCACUCUCUGGCUAGCUUUUGUACACAGUUCACUAAUGUGUUUGCUAAAUACAAGGUGCAUGUUCUUCGAUGUUAACUCCGAGAAGGCUAAUGUCCGCAGUACUUUCAAUGACAUGCGCAUUGAUUGUUAAUGAAGCUUGAUCCUCAUCAUCAGGAACUGGAAUUUAUCGGGGCUGACCGUACGAUAGUUAUAGGAGGGUCUCAAUGGGGUUCACCGAUAGGCGUAAAACGGCCAAAAAUUUAGCCGAUAGCCGUAAAAAUUGAAAAAUUUUAACCGAUAGCCGUAAAUAGGGUAAAAAAGAGUUAACCGUAAAAGAAAGUGUUUCCUAGAUUUGCUACUUUUAAGGAAGGUACUAAAACUCUUUCUCGGCUACUGUGACUCCGUAUGCACGUUAUAGGCCGGAAGCGCCUUUAGUUUAGGUGCUAACCAAGACCUAGGCUCCAUUUCCGGUGCUUUCUCGGGGAACUAACGUUUUCCAUAGCGAAAGUGUGGCUUCUUGCUGGGGAUUAAUAUUUGCAAUUUUCAGGAGGUCGUGCCCUCGAAACACUACUGAAACAACGCGCAGAGAUGUCACUGUUUGUAAAACACGUUGCUGAUAAACAACAUUUUCCUGUUUUUCUCUGACGCUACGGUAGACAUUGCCAACGUAUUGCCGUGCCUAGUCCCUGUACGGCGUCUUCCCACGCAAUCUCGGUCAAGGCAUUUCGGUGGCGAACGCGGACCACGUGACCCGAAACUCAUCAGCCGUGCGGAAUAAUGCGGCCUACGGACAAGGCAACGGCAGACAGUCGUUCCUUACAGUCUUCGCUAUCAUUAAAAACACUGGACACGGGAAUUUUGUUAUUGGCCGUUUUCACACUAACUAGAGCUAGAAAUGGAUCAUCCGUCUGAGACUAGCCUGUGUACAGUCGCGCCCUCCCCACAGACACCCCUACCUCCGCUUUUUUUCUGAGGGGAGGGGGCGGCUGUACACAGGCUAUCUGGAACGGAUAAUCCUGUCGUCAAAAGUCAGGUGGAUUCUUCAUUCAAAAUUAAAACUAUUCCAUUGCCAAAUUAAGACGUAUUACCUAUCUGACGCGAAUCAUCGAAUGGGAUAACCCGUCUCACACGAAUAAUCCUUUUCUAGUCUUCGAACGGCCAUUUCUGUUAUAAUGAAUAUCGCGCCCCGGCCUUGAGUUGGGCGUUCGCGUGUCUGCUUUUGCUUUUUCACAAAGAUUAUUUUUUAAUUGACUAUUGACAUUUCUAUGUGUAAAAUAAUAUUAGAAGUGGAAUACUUUAUGAAAAGUAUGAUCUAUCAAAUGUUAAAAUUUUUCAAAAGAAAAGCUUUUUUCAUCAGGAGAUGAUCCGAAGACCUUUAUUUUGAUUUAAAGAUACAAAAACGCACAGGUUAAUUAAUAUUUAACUUUUUAAAACAAAAGAAGUUGAUUUUUAACUUUUUCGUUAACCGUAACUGAAAAAAAUUAACCAAUAGCCGUAAAAGAGCCAAAAUUUUAGCCGAUAACCGUAAAAGCCACCACCCCAUUGAGACCCUCUUAUAGGACUUAUCGUUAUAACUGCAGGUCAAGGAAUUAGCGGUUUCCUACUCAAAGCGAGCCUUCAUGCUAUAGGCAUUACUCCCCAUAGUAUAAAGAAGAUGGUCGUUGGCAUACUUGUUUAACUUGGUGUUACUGACCUGACAGGAUAGGUCGUUCUGAUAGAGAUUCCACAGCAAAGGACCGAGUCAUGAUCCCUGUGGGUAGCCUCGUUUCAUUUCUUUCCAAUUACUUUUGGCUGUACUGACUUUGACCCUUUUCAGUCGACCGUAAAAGAAGGAUCGCAUUACUGAAAUCCAGAGAACUGUCGCCGAAACCAUACGCAUUGAGUUGGCCAAGGUUAAAGAGUGGUGAAGGGAGUCAAAAGCUUUACUCAUGUCCAACGCUAACAAGUACACCUUCUCCUUUCUGUUAAGGGCUUUCCUCCAGUCUUCAACGAGGCCCAUUAACGUUCACUCGCAGCUAUGUAAUGUUUUCUAUAGGCUGUCAUUCUUGAAUAGAGGAAACGAUCGUAGCACAUUACUUACAAAAAAUUUCGGACGAUUUUAAUUUCGGACAAAAAAAGUGUCCGAAAAUAAAACCGCCCGAAAUUUUUACAGUACAGUAUAAAACUUGAAGUAAUUUCUUGGGCGAUGCCAUCUCAUGUAUUCAAGGCAAGAGACACAUGUUCAAGGCCAAUAUAUGAUAUACAUAGCUAAAACUCGGAUUAGGCUUUAGUCGUUCUUUAUAUGACUGGAAAGGAAAAUUUUUGUUGCUCUUACAAAAAAAAAAUAAACAAUUUACAAAUAAAUUUCUUUUUGCAUACAUAAAAAGUUAAAUAUUUUGAGCCAAGCCCAGUGGCAUUUUCAGUGCUAGUCCUCUUCUGCUUCAUUAUCAAUCAUGAACACAAUUGACAGAUCCUCUUCAUUGUCACUAGCAAGUGGUUCUUCUUCAUCUGUAACUGAUUCGUAAAGAAGCUCGUGGUUCUUUUCAGUAAGUUCUUUCAGACGAUGAAGAAGAGACCGCUUGCUGUCGUUAAUUUUAAACGUGGCUCGAAGGACUAUCUCAAGUCCUCCCUUUGCAAUUGGAGAAGGCCUAUACUUUUCAUCCUCAACUACUGCAUAGAUGCUACCCCGUGAUGGAAAAAGUACACAAAACUUGAUAUUACUAAUGUGGAACAUGGCCAACAAACCCGAAGUGAUAAGGAAGGGUUUUGAGAUGGCAGGAAUAGUGGAAGCUGUCACUUAAAGGAACUAGAACCAAAGGGUCCUUUUGAAGAUCUUGUUGCAGAUCAUUGAGCCACUUUAAGCUCCAAAGCCCUUAGUUUCCUUUUUGAAGCGAAGUCUAGUUGAAACACUGCUUGAGAUUAUGACUUGAUAGAAUUUGUGUUAUUUUCUCGGCGGACGGUGUAUCUGUAAAACCUUAAGGGUGUAGUAAAAUUAUCAAUUUCACAGGUGUUGUUCAGUCUUUAUACGGUUUUAUAGGCGUAAAUCUACUAACGCCGUGUUUCAGCAAAGUGUCCGAAAUUUUGGUCUGAUAUAUGUCCGAAAUGAGAUAAAAAGUGUCCGAAAAUUAACGUCCGAAAUUUUAUUGCCCGAAAAUUUUGGCAAGUGAUGUACACAGUAGAUUCUAAAACACUUUGCCAAGUAAUUGGAGUAUGUAAUCGGGCGAUAAUUUUGUUUGGCUUGUUUGUCUCCCUUUUUUAAUACAGAUAUCCAAUCCCCCAUUUUCCACUUAGUGGGCCAGAAGCUCUCAGCAAUACAGUGGAUGGAUGAUGGUGCAAUAGCUGAAGCAGUUUUCUUAAGGAGGAUGGGUACAGUUGGAGAGUCCCAACCAGACGAUUUCCUAGGAUUAAUAUUUUCAAUAACAUCCUACACAUCUGUUUCGGUAAUUGCUCGAAAGUUGAAAUCUAGGGCUGCAUCGUGAUGUUUUCUAUUUCUCGAUGCUAGUGUGAUAUUGGUGAUCCUCCUCAAGCAAAUCAUGUACACGUUGCCCUCCGAUAUCUAGCGCUACAUUUGUAGCGAAGUAAUCCGCAAAAUAAUUAGCAACAGCACACCGUAUCAUUCUCCGUAUCAUUUCCAUCUAUGUUCAGAGUGAUGGGAUUAUUCUUAGCAGAUAUUUUGCUCAUGAAAGGCUGAAAAGUGUUGAACAAGUCUCUUGGCUUUUCCCUGAUCUUUUCCGAUUUCAUUUUCCAGAAUUGUUUAAUUGCUUUCCUUUGCUGUUUCGUCUCCAGAUUUCUGUACUUAUUUAUUCUUAAGCUCGAAGAUCUCUCCAGUUUUAUUUUUUGCGUAUAACUUCGCAAACAGUCUCUUCUUUCUAAUGGCUUUUUUCCAGACUGAUGUCAUGUACGGGAUAUCGUUUUCUCGCAUUCGUUUUCUCCUAGUUGGUGCAUGAUAAUUAAUUAUGUAAUUCAUCAGUCCGUUCCAGUAAUGGAUUCUAUCGUCGAGUUCAGUAAAUAUAUCACCCAUAUGCCAGUGAGCGUUUGAAAGGUCAUCUGUCAAUAGCUCGAGGUCGAUGGUUUUUAGAUUUCUACACAAGAUUGUUUUUGGCUUGUAAUGAGUAACUUUCUCAUUUAUUAGGCCAUAUAUAAGGUAAUGAUCACUGAUCUCUGGAUUAACCUAGAUAUUGUUUCUUUGAAGUUCACAUUCAGACCUGCUUUCUAAAAAAUGGAAGGAAUCGCCUGUGUUUAUAGUGUUCCGAUCGCAAGACUAAGUUAGGGACUCGAGCCUCCAACCUGUAAAAAGCUUGUGGACUGCGAAAGUAGCUGCUUGAGCUAUCUUUUGUUUCCUAUUCAGCCUGUGAACAGGCUCUCUGUUUGUGGAGAUUUUGUCACCCUUUCCCCAAACAGAGAGCCUGUUCACACGCUUUUCCGAUUCAGAAUCCAGUGCUCUGUCAUCCUAUCCACCCCCUAUCUACUGAUUCCUUCGGGCCAGUCUCCCAGCGGUCAGAAAUAACAACAUUUGAUCAUACAGCUGAUUGAUUCGAUUACAAUUAUUCGCAACAAUUCACAACCGAAAAUAACGUUUGUGUUUGUGCUGUUCGCGUCCAACUGGGCAGUUCGAUCGAAUAAUAUGUUCCGCAGAUGAUAAACUGUUAAUAUUAGUCUGACAACGGUACUCGUGAUUUUCACGUUGUAGACCGUUUGAGAUUUAAAGGCAACACCAUGGACUCGGACGAUCUAAAGGUCGACUUGCAACAGCAGUACGACUAUUUGUUCAAAGUCCUUAUGAUCGGGGAUUCUGGCGUGGGAAAAUCAUGUCUUCUUCUACGUUACGUGGACUUCGCCCACAGAGAGGCCUAUCUUAACACUAUUGGCGUAGAUUUUAAAGUUAAAACUAUCAAGCUUAACGGCAAAAGGAUUCGUCUACAAGUCUGGGAUACAGGUCAGUUUAUUUGACAUAAGUAAGAGCGCAAUAGGAAAAAAUUGCGAGCGAGCCAUUAAUUCCUCUUCAAGUGAGAAACACAAGUUGCCCCAAGGCCAUGUCUUAAACCACGCUUUUGUUUCUUCGCGUUGUUUGAUCUCUUCAAAAAUUAAUGGUUUCCUAGUUGUUCAAGACGAAUUCGAAAUGGACAAAUCUUUUUUCGGCAUUAUUUAAAAUGACGAUGCAAUGGCGAUUGGUAGGUACCAGACGAGGGCUUUUUAUCGCAAAUUUUUGUUGGGAAAAUCUGCCAGCUAUUCGUAAACAGAAUCAAAAUUAUUAGACCAUAAUUUUCGUGAAAUCCCGCGAACAAACUGUUUGCAUUUGUAAUUGGAACCCCAAGGCUCCCCUCGGUGGGGAAAAAGAUUAGUUUUCAAAAGCAGUGUUUCAGUAUACCUUAUUGCUAUGUCUUUGUCGCAGAAAUAAAUUAUACGCAAACGCCACUGAGAGAAAGCGUGGGGAUACGAAAAAUGCUAAUCGCUACUUUUCUGUAGAAAUAUUCAAUUUCGCAUGCAUUAAGCAUCUAGCGAUUGUUUUAGAUGAUAAAAGUACUAGGAAACGUCACUUUUCAAAGUGCCGACUUCGUUAUAAACAGUAAAUUUCCAUCGUAAAAGUGUAAACAAAAUGUUCACGGUGUUUGUGUAGUAUACUGCUGCUGCUGCAGCUUUAGUCAACAUGUAAUUUCAUGCUAAGCUCGAAUCUAUUUAACUGGACUUGCUCCAAUUAGCGACAACAUUUAAUAUUUUUAUUCCAAGGUAGGCGAUCGAAGGGAUUACUGAGAUAAAAUUUUUGUUUAAAUUCCGCAGAGGCAUCUCGAUCUUUUAACCAUGCAAAUAUUCCCCUGAAUCGUGUAUCAAAGACAUUAAUUUAUUUGUACUCUUCUUAGUUAAAAAUUAUAUUGGGCGAAAAAUUCAACAUUCGCACGCAAAUCAAUUCUUUUUUUUAUUACAAAUAAACAAAGGGUGGUUAUGGCAUAUUAUAAUGCAUUGAAUGAACCAGUGACAAUUGGCAUGCACCUUGAGUAAGCAGUUAUAAUCUUUGAUCAGUCCUCAUGGUUUAUUUUGGGAAUUUAAGAAUGCUUAAUCACAGAUCAUAUCUUUGAUAUUGGCUGAUUCCUGGGAGGAGUGGUGUUGGGAGAGGAUGACUCAAAAUGUAUGGUAUGAUAGUGAUGAUGGGAAUGUGUGAAGCCUCUGUUCCCUGGUUUGACGUCACAUUUAUGGCAAAAACCAAUAACAGUGAAACCUGUAUUAAGCAGACACCGUAUUAAGCAGACAUCCUCUAUUAAGCGGACAGUAGCCAAAGUCCCCAAAUUUAUUUCCCUUAUUUACUUUUAAUGAAACCUUUAUUAAGCGGACACCUCUAUUAAGCAGAUGCGGACACCUAAAAAAACCUAAAAAGGGCCAUUUUUAUUGUUGCUAACCUGUAUUAAACGGACACUUGUAAUUAAAUUCCACCACCCAACAUGCCAGACCCCGGAAAUGAGAAAGAUUGCCCCGAAUUGCCACCCACAAAUUUUUUCGAUUUUUACAUCAAAAAACGUGACUUGAUGAACUUAUUUGAUUAGCUUCACAGUACAGGAUUGUUUUCUAUUUCGUUUUGUUUGUAUAGAGCUUGCUUCACUCAUCUGAUUUCUUCAAAUGUGAGUUGCAAUCUAUGUUUAUGGUACUAUGAUCAAUUGGUUCACUUUGAUAAAGAAAUUAAUGCACACGUCUAUCGUCAUAGUCUCUGGGAGUAUUAUAAACGCUUCCACUGUUCAUUUGAAUGGCAUUUGACACUUCAUAUGACAUUAUAUAUCGAAACCUGUAUUAGGCAGACACCAUGUAUUAAGCGGACACUAGAGCAUUCCCCGAGGGUGUCCGCUUAAUACAGGUUUCACUGUAUCAAUUUGUACCACCAAACCAACGUUAGUUUUUUCUUCACCUGUCAUUUACUUAUAUCUUUUAAAAAAAUUUCUUUUCUAUAUUUGAGAAAUUGUCCACUAGAAUUUGACUUUUGCCGUAAACAUGAUUCUUAUUGCUCUCCUACGACGUCUUUGCAGAUUUAGUGUCAUACAAUGUCUUUCCUUGGGUAAAAGACUUUGGUGCAGACUUCUUUAGCGUUGACAAAAAGCAUAACCCAGAGAUCCUAUUUUUUUCAGUUUCAUUUUUAGAUGAAAGCCAUGUGUACAUGACUAAGAGACUUCAUGCUUUUAGAUCAAGAAGCAGUUAAUUCAUAAGUGUACUAUUGUUGGUUCAAGUUCUGGGCCAUUGGUCUACUUUUUAGGGCUGAUUUUGGCCUCAUAGGAGUUUUUACACCUACAACACUUCUGCUUCAUUUGCACCUCUGCUUCAUUUUGUACCUGAGCAGAACCCCUUGGAAGUUUCUUGUGGCAACUAUAUCUGUAGCAAGCCUGUCCCCUCCCCCCCCCCCCCCCCCCCCCCCACAUCUUCAAAUUGAGAAUUGAUGGGGAAGGGAUAAUACAUGAUGCCAUUUGUGAAAAAAAAUGUGUGAAAAAGAUGUUUUUAGAAUUGUAACAAUAAUAUUGACAUAAUUGGUUUACUUCCCACCAAUCACAUCAUUGCGUAUAUUAAUUUUAAUACAACGGCAUAAUGGAGUUUGUGAGGAAACGGUUGAUGUUAGCAGUAAAAUAGCUCAAAUGAGAAAAAAUAUUUGACAUUUCAUUUUUAGAAAAUCAAAUCUACAAGAAAUGGCAAAACUUCGGCUAUUAUCCGGGAGAUUUCAGACUCUAAUCUAGAGACCAGGAGAAACGGUACAAAAUCUGGAGUCUCCUGGAUUAUCCGGGAGAGUUAACAGUCCUGUAUAGUCAUAUUGGAAACCAGUCAAUAUUUCAGACUAAGGACUACUUCCAACAGUAAACAUGUUAGAGGCAAAUCUCAGUUAACAUCUUUUCUGUUUCUUUUAUUCAAGCUGGUCAAGAGAGAUUCAGAACAAUUACAUCUUCAUACUACAGAGGAGCUCAUGGUGUCAUGAUAGUCUAUGAUAUAGCAAAAAAAGAAACUUUUAACAACCUCAACAAAUGGCUUAAUGAGGUGGAAACUUAUGCUAAUGAGGGGGUAUUGAUGAUACUGGUAGGAAACAAGACAGAUCUUGAUUCAGAACGUCAAGUCUCCACUGAAAGUGGAGCUGAAUGGGCGGCACUCAAUGACAUGCCAUUUAUAGAGACCAGUGCAAAGAAUGCUACAAAUGUGACAGAAGCAUUUACAAUGCUAGCAGAGCUGGUAAAUAAACAUGUUAAAGAUAACCAUGCUCAGCAAAGAGCGUUUGUGCUUGGAGACAGCAUGGAUUAUGGAUUAAUUAAGACCGAGGGAAGUGAAAAAGAAAAAUGCGGUUGUAGUAACUAA